Molecule: messenger RNA, 747 nt
Organism: Heterotrigona itama
Lineage: Eukaryota; Metazoa; Arthropoda; Insecta; Hymenoptera; Apidae
Source: the annotation of a GenBank genome assembly
AUGAAAACAUUCAACGAUAAGCAAUUGAGCAAGAUAUUAAUUUUGUUAGGUUAUGUACAAAACAAUGGCAUGACAAAACAUUCGACAAUUAGUAAUCGAGCAAGAUACUACUUAAUUUUGUUAGGUUAUGUACACAACAGUCGUAUGAAAACAUUCGAUAAUUAGUAAUCGAGUAAGAUAUUAUUUAAUUCUGUUAGGUUACAAUUAUAUGAAAAUUAUAUGAAAACAUAAGUAAUCGAGCAAGAUAUUAAUUUUGUUAGGUUAUGUACAUGUCAAUCGUAUGAAAACAUUCGACGAUUAAGAUAUUACUUAACUUUUUUAGGUUAUGUACAAAACAAUCGUAUGAAAACAUUCGACAAUUAGUAAUCGAGCAAGAUAUUAUUUAAUUCUGUUAGGUUACAAUUAUAUGAAAAUUAUAUGAAAACAUAAGUAAUCGAGCAAGAUAUUAAUUUUGUUAGGUUAUGUGCAUGUCAAUCGUAUGAAAACACUCGACGAUUAAGAUAUUACUUAACUUUUUUAGGUUAUGUGCAAAACAAUCAUAUGAAAACAUUCGACGAUCACAUUCGGCAAGAUGAAAAUUUAAAUCGCUGUUCAGUUAUUUAGGACCACCAUGUACGUGCAAGCCAGAGUACGAAUCGUGGAGCUCGGCAUGCAGAGUCGGUGGUAGCCGAUUGCCGGUUGACAUUGAGCCACGUAGACGUGGCGUCUCAUCCAUUUUCCUCCUCACGUGUCGUCUCGUCAAUUUAA